This is a messenger RNA of Ambispora leptoticha, 558 nucleotides long. Lineage: Eukaryota; Fungi; Glomeromycota; Glomeromycetes; Archaeosporales; Ambisporaceae. The record is from the annotation of a GenBank genome assembly.
AUGAAACACGGCGCAUUUUCACAAUUUCGAGCAAGAAAAACUAUAAAAAAAGUGGAAGGUGCACCAAAGAUGGAUGGUGAUAUCAUGUGCCUAAUGUCACGUGAGCAAUAUCGAGGUACUUUGGAAUUUUGGGUUAAAGGGUUAAUAUUAGAUCCCGCAGACCGAGCAAUUGAACAACAUUCACGACAGUCAACUGGCACAUAUAGUUUAGCGGCUCAACUUGAUGGCCGAUACACUUAUUGUUUCAGUAAUCAAUUCUCGACUGUCACCGAGAAAAUUGUUAGUUUUAAUGUGCAUGGGGUUGUUUAUGUACAGGGUGAUGAUGGAUCUAAUUCACAUACAGACCCGUUAGAAAAAGAAAUCCGCGAAUUAGCGGACGGAUUAGCCGCUAUUCGUGAUGAACAAGAGUAUAUUGUGAUUAGAGAACGUGUGCAUCGUGACACCGCUGAAAGUACAAAUGAUCGUGUGAAGUGGUGGUCACUAUUUCAAUUUAUUGUUUUGGUUUCCGUUUGUCUGUGGCAAGUGUUUUAUCUGAAACGAUUUUUCGAAGUGAAGCGU